UAGUCACUCUUGGAAAAUAUCUACGCAUAAGAUUCAUUUGAAACGAACACUAAGUUCUAAUUAUUUUUUUAUAAAUUUGAGCGUGAGCUAUUUGUUCUGGUCGUCUGCGACAGAAAAAACUUGUCUAUCCAAAAUAUCUUAUAUACAGAGUCAUCUAACGAUCCAAAUAUUUUAGAAAAGUUUUAUCAUAUAAUCAUUAUCCAUGAAGUUAUUCAUCAAUAUUUGCAUAGGUUGCCUAUAGUUGAUAGUUAUAUAUAAUAGAAUUAUAUAUAGACUAUAUGAUAACGUAUGAUUUAUCCCGUGUUUAAUAAAACUUGAUUUUGAAAAGAAAAAAAUUGAAUUAUAUGUAAUGAUAUUUAAGAGACAAAAAGUAUAAAUUGGAUUGGAACAUAAGAAAUAUAUAUAUAUUUUCCCUCACUUUUUGCUAACUUAAAGUUAUAUAAAAAAAUAGUUAUAUCCAAGCAAUGUAUAUGCUUAAACUGGUAUGAAUGGAUAAGUAAGAAAAUACGUAGCAGCUUUGAACAGUAUUCAUAUUGAAAAGGUGAAGGUAGGAUAGGAAUAAAAGAAGAGGCUGAGACGGUGCAUGAAUAAAGAUUAGAAGACUAUUCCAAGUCAAAUCCAAAAUAAGAAUAAAAGAAUACUCAAUUGGAACGAACCAACUUGUUUGGUCCAACUUGUUAUUAUGGAAACUAACUACAUUUGACUAAAACAAAAAUCUUCGACGACUCUUCGUCAAUUUCUCUACGCGGCUAUCUUCAAACCGUCCGGUUUACUUUUCAUUAAUUGACGCUAACAAUUAACCGGAUGACGGUAUUUGAGUAGUGGCCUAAUUAUAUAGUCGGAAGAUAUAUAUGGACUUCAAAAUUCAGAUUGAAAUGUUGAAAACAACGGAUCGACGUAUAAGCUGUAUAGUGCACAUGAACGUGUCCAAGUACUUUAGGUUAAAUGACUAAAUACAAAUAAUCUCACGAUGAACGAUAAUUUUGUCGGUAUUUUGGGUUUUCUCACUAUGGAAGUGUGGGCCACAAGUUAUUAUGUUGUCACGUUUCGAUCAUGUUAUUGUUUUUAGUUAUUUUUAAUUUCUACUUGAAGUUCCUCACUGACUUUCUUUAUAUAUAAGUAUUAGCUGAGCUGGUGGAAACAUGCAUCUCUUCAAACCAGGUUUGGAGAAGAUGGCUAAUCUGGAUCUGUCUUCUCGAAAAAUGGAACUCUGUCUAAAUAGAAUUUGGAGAAGCCACUCUACAUUUUUGCCAAUACAUUAUCUCCCAUAAACUUGAUUUUAUAUAAUGAGUCGAUAAAUAUACGUAUUAAAUGAAACAAUAUAAAUAUAGCUUUUAGCUGCUAUGAAUUCUCUUGGGAGGCGGCUGAAUCAUGAUAUCUCCGAUGUUAAUUUGGUUCUCAGCCACAAAACGGUUUAAUUGAUGAUAACACAGGUAAAAAAUUGUGGUUUCACAAAAUCUUCAUGUGGUAUGCAUCCCUGUUUUUUUGGAUGGUUUAUAUCCAGUUUCGAACAGCUCGUGAGACACAUACAUGUGAUUUUAUAGAGAAAAAAGGCUAUUUGUGUUUGUGUAUGAAGAUAAACUUGAUACUCGUGACUUGUGAGGCAGAUAUGUGUGAUGCACAUAACCAAAUGUGUAUUUAUCGGCGUGUCAUCAUGCAUGACGCAUUGCCUUCUGUAGAAAGCAAAACUCACACCAAAGCUCCAACCUCUAACUUGUAAAGACAAACUCAAAAGUAAUUCUUAUAACUCCACUAUUUAUUCUUUGGUUGGUGUUUGGUGCCUAUUUUUUUCUGGAUAGUUUAACUUAAUUAAGAUAAGUUGAUAUGAAAACUGGAAAACAUAUACUUUUUUGGGAACUUAAAGAUGAGUGGACGCUUUUAUCAUACGGUGGAAUUAUUCUAUGGGCAAUGUGAGUUGGGUUUGGAUGUUUGGGUCUAUUUGGGUACACUCUUAUUUUCUUGGGUCAGCCCUUAUAAGAUUACUUCUUUUCUUAUGAAAGUAUUUGCUUUCUUUCAUGAACAAAUUUCUCUCGUGUGUCAAUGUGUAUGUAGUGUACUUACGCAUUUUCAAAUCGUUAAUGUUUGAGGAUACAGCAUUUCAGUUUUAUUUCAUGUCAGCAAUUUUACUAUAAAGUAUGAACCGAAGUUUGAAGACAUGAGAAAGCAGGUGUGUAAAUCAAGGAUUCAAAACUCUAGUUUAAUCAAAAAGUAAGUCUUUAUAAACCAAGGAAACCCUAUUUAAUUACCCUCAAAACUUUGGUCACGUAAGAAUAGAAAAAGAAAAGUUGUAUCAGCAUCAGUUUAAUUUGUCGUCUGAUGUGUAACAUUUGGUACGGGGAAGUAGUAGACUCAGCGGCGAAUCUACAGUGUCCAAGAAGGGGGCAGCUGCCCCCACUAAAAUUUACAAAAUAAAUUAAAAUGCAUAGAAGUAAUGUGUGACCCAACAGCUCAAAUGGUUAAAACCUCUACAUUGCCCCCAUUGAAUAAGGGUUCGAACUCCACCUGCCCUCUCUUAAUCUGCUUUUUUCAUUUUAUUAUAAUUUAUUUUUCUAGUCUUUUCUUGUCCACAUGUUUUUUCUAGUUCUUUUUUUUUCUACGUAGUCUUUCUUUCUGUUUUUUGUUCGUUAAACCUUUUGUCAUUCAAACUCAAUUUUUUUUUAGCAACAUUCCAUUAUUUUCUAUUUCAUUUUAUAUUGUUAGUGAUUCAUUUUAUAAUUCUUUAAGAAAAUAUUUUAGUUGUAUGAGUUUAAUAUUCUUUUAAAAUUUUCUAUAAAAAUAUAAACAGAUUUAUAUAAUAAUAUUAAAUAUCUAUAUAUAUUAAUUAAUUAAUUUAAUUUUUUGCCCCCAGCCAAAUUAUUUUCUGGAUCCGACACUGAAUAGACUCCUAAUAAAGAAUUGGUUGUUGUCUGUCUCAUUUGAGUAGCUCUCUCAUCUCUGUCUUUAUGAAGAAACAUAACUGGUUAGAGAUGUGAGGAGUGAGAAAUCAAGAUUCUAUAGGAUGCACGGUUCGAGCUUGAGUAAGAAGUUCCAAUGGAUUGCGAAUUUUUUCUUACUGGCAAAAUGGCUACGAUUAAUUUAUCGAAUCUCCACCAGUUAAUGAUUUUUUCGCCCACCACGACACAGCUCUAAUUAUGUUUUCUAACGUUUUUUUGAGGCUAUUCCAAUUUUUUCUCACUUUGACAUUUAGAAUAAUCAAAACAUUUUACCAAGAUUGGAAAUAGCUUUUGCAAUAUAUAUAUAUUAUUUUUUUGCAGAAGAGAAGAAGACAAAUCCAUGAUCUUCUUAACAAGAGAAAGAAGAAUAAUACAGUUAUUGUUUAUUUUAAUCAACAGUUAAUCCUUUUUUGUCACUGUUAAUCAUACCUUCUUUUUCAUGCUCAACAGUUAAUUUAAUUAUACCUAAAACCUAAAAAUACCUCAUUCUCUUUGAGAAGCUAACUUCAAUUAUGUACAUCAUUAGAGAAGUCAACACUUCAGUGGAUGCCGGAUAAUUAACUUUAUGAUUAUUAAUACAUUAAAGACAAGUAAACGCUGCUAAAACUAUACCGACUUUCAUUUUAAUUUGGAAAAGUGUACUCUUAUAAGUCAUCACAAUGAAUUCCUUAUAACCUUACUUUAAUGUAUAACGAAAAGGCCUUAGAAGAAUAGUAUAAUUAAUUGUUUCAUUCUAUUCAUGUAGACAUGUGUACUAGUGUACGUUUUCCACCAAAUUUAAAAUUUUAGGUUGUACUAUUCGUCGUAUUCGAAGUUCAAUUAAUCUACCAAACAUACUUUGUGUACAUCAGUUUGAUGGAAUAUGAAUAUAAAGACAUUCUGAAGUUAAGAGAGACAAGAAAACAAGCAGUGAUCAUGCCACAACAAAUUACUUUCCUUUUUUAUAUAACAUGCAUGCUAAAAAACAAUAAGCCGAAGAAUAAUAUCAUUUGAUGUGAUAUUAUACCUUUAAAGGUAUCAAAAGGGGUAUAAUGCAAACGAUACAUUCCCUGAACCCGUGUGUAUAUUCACUGACUUCGAAAGUUAGAGGAGUAAUAAUCAGUUUAAGAAGGCAAUAAACAGGUAGGCAAAUCCGUAAGGUGCAUUGUACAUUAACCCGUCUCUACUUUUGAAACUUAGAGACAACUUAACAUAUCUUCAAGCUGUGAUUUCAAUAAAUUUAUUUUAAAGUUAUGAAGAUUUUAUGUGGUGAUGAUCUUAAGACAAAAGAACGAGUUUGAAUCUCAUCUUGUCGGAAUCUCCAACUCUAUUUCGUGCCGUCCUAAUAUUGUUAAAUAUGUUUAUUUAUCAUUUAUCCUAUGUACAUACCUAACUUGACUUUUUAUAACUCUAGACAAUUUGCCUCCCAGCCUUAUUUAAAAGACAAAAAGGUCAGAUAACCUUUUAAAAUUAUUUUAGAGUCAACUAUAAUACGUACAAAUUAGCUUAUAUAUUCUUUUGGCAUGCCCAUAACAAGGUUAACUAAUGUAUACUAUAUAUAUCAUUAAUAACAAGGGAUUUAUAUAAACAUUUAAUAUAAAUUGUUGAAUUUUCUUCUUACUUUGCAUCUAAAAAAUGUUAAGUUCUUAGUGGACGGUACCUAAUGUAUAAAUCAAAUACAACUUAUUUUCACAUUUUCUUUUGUAUGGUUUUGUUUCCUAAUCGUUUAAUCCAGCACAAAACCGAAAACAUACGAACAUGAAUGGUAACAUGCAAUUUUUGCGUUGACAGAGGUAGAUUUCUAACGCAUGGACAUUCAAUCAUUUGAUGAAUCAUACCCAUUACAAUUAUACUUUGAGUUCUAGUUCUGUACUCUGAAGUCUGAACUUACUCAUAAUGGCACUUGCAAGAAAAUAUGCAACAUAUAUGUAUAUAUAAAAAAUAUAGGACUUUAAGAGAUUAUGUGUAGUCUAAUAUAUAUAGGAAAGUAACUUGAUGAAUUUAUACCAAUUUGCUUUGACAUGAUGUUUAUCCGCAUGCAGCUAAUUUUUCAUGUAUGCAAUUGAUUGUAUCUUAAAAAGGUAAAGUUUUUUUGGUCUAAAUUAAAAAGGUAAAGUUGACUACGAUGAAACAUUCUUCGAAAGUAGUAUACCAUUUACAAUACACUAUAAAUUACGGAAAACACAAUAAAAUCAUGGAUUUUAAAAUAAAUUUUAGACAAGGAAAAGAAAACUAGUUACAGGUACAAGCAUAGUGGUACGUUAUAUGCAGAGCCGUCUAACAGCACGCGCAAGUGGAGCGGUUGAACAGGGCCCCAAAAUAUAAAAAUAAAAAAUUUAAGGUUUUUUGGGAAUAUAUAGAUAAAUUAUGGUAAGAAACUUUAAAACUUUAGAUAUAAUACUAAAUUUAGAAAUUAUAAUUAAAAAAAAUAAGACAAAAUUAUUAAAUUUUAAAAUUACUUGAUAAAAUGUACGAUUAAUAUUUUUUUUGAACAGGGCCUCAAAUUAAUUUGAGACGGCACUGGUUAUAUGAUUGUAAAUAAACGUGGAGUGAAAACAUUUCUUAAUUUAUCAAUACACAACAUUAUCCAUACGAACUUACGAAGUUAUUCAAGAAUGUAGUUUAUAAAUAUUUCUAGGCAGAAACAGUAUAAAUUUGAAUUAUUCAUACAAAUAACUUUUAUUCAUAUAUAUAUAAAUCCUUGACAAACGAAAAACAAAAGAUAAAGGCUCACAGCUUCAACGAAAUAAGUUAUAGACGCCGGAUAUAUCACGCUGCAUUUUCUCCUGAAAAAGAAAUUAGCUAAGAGAGACCUAUCGGACAAUUCGUAAUUUAAAGUUUAAUACGGCAUGGAUUAAUAAGUUUCUGUUAUUUUCUUCUUCUUUAGUGUUGUUCAAGUUGCGAUAAUGAUUCCAUUAAUCGUGCAUUGGCGUGGCUAUAUAUUUAUUAUUCACCGCUUCUCUUAUGUGGCCAAUGUUAACUGUCUCUCAUUAUUAUACUAAUCUCUAACGAUCUUAUUCAUAUAUUUGAAUAUGGUUAUAUCAAAAUAAUAUAUUAAUAUGUCGUGAAGGAACAAAGCUGGUCUCAGCUCUCAUUGUCGACCCCACAAGUUGACUGAUCGUGUUCAUCAUCAUGCAUGGCUUCAUAUUAUUUUAUUUAAUUACGACUUGUUCUCGACACAAAUGAUUGUAAUUAGUUUAAGAAUCUCUUGAUUUCUCUUAUCAUCACCAAAUCUUCCUCAAUUAAUCAUCAAGUGCAUCUCCUACCUAUAUAUAUAGUUGCCCAAGAUCAAGAACUAUUAUAACAAAAGAAAAAAACUAACAAGAAGAAUAAGAAGGGAGAAAGACAAGAAAGUGUUGAAGGUUAGAGAGAUGGACGUUUUUGUUGAUGGUGAAUUGGAGUCUCUCCUGGGGAUGUUCAACUUUGAUCAGUGUUCAUCAUCCAAGGAGGAGAAACCGCAAGAUGAGAUGCUUAGCCUCUCUAGCCUUUACAAUGGCCAUCUUCAUCACCAUCAUCAGAACAACGUCUUGUCUUCUGACCAACAUGCUUUCUUGAUUCCUGAUGUGUUCCCAUUUGGCGUGAUGCCGGGAGGGAAUCUUCCGACCAUGCUUGAUUCUUGGGAUCAAAAUCACUUCCAAGAAACGGCAACGCUUAAGAGGAAACUACUUAACGUAGAGAAUCCACACAACACUAACUCUAACUGUGACGUCACAAGACAAGAGCUUGUCAAAGCCAAGAAAAAGCAGAGGGUAAGCCAGGAAAGCAAUACAGCCGACGAAAGCAACACUAACUGGAGAGAUGGCCAGAGCCAAAGCAACAGUUCAGACGACGAAAAGGCUUCGGUCACAAGUGUUAAAGGGAAAACAAGAGCCACGAAAGGGACAGCUACUGAUCCUCAAAGCCUUUAUGCUCGGAAACGAAGAGAGAAGAUUAACGAAAGGCUCAAGACACUACAAAACCUUGUACCGAACGGGACAAAAGUUGAUAUAAGCACGAUGCUUGAAGAAGCGGUCCAUUACGUGAAGUUCUUGCAGCUUCAAAUCAAGUUGUUGAGCUCGGAUGAACUAUGGAUGUACGCACCAUUGGCUUACAAUGGACUUGACAUGGGAUUCCAUCACAACCUUUUGUCUCGGCUUAUGUGAAGGACUUGUAAUACACAAGUUAUACACAAUCUAAUUGUAAAGAAACCGAUUUAGAACAUAUGAAUCUUUUUAAUUGGGCCCUAUCAGAGAGAGGUCUACUUUUGGACGUACCACUUUCUCUCGUUGUUCAUUCUAAUAACUUUUGUUAUUCUGUAAACUUCUUUUUGUCUUUUACUUCAUUAUGGUUCUAAGAACUUGGUACUUUUUAUUAAUGUAAUCAUGUUAUUAAAA
Messenger RNA from Brassica rapa (field mustard), 7285 nucleotides. Its product is annotated as transcription factor bHLH54. Lineage: Eukaryota; Viridiplantae; Streptophyta; Magnoliopsida; Brassicales; Brassicaceae. Gene Ontology annotation, cellular component: nucleus. Gene Ontology annotation, biological process: regulation of transcription by RNA polymerase II. Gene Ontology annotation, molecular function: DNA-binding transcription factor activity, RNA polymerase II-specific; RNA polymerase II cis-regulatory region sequence-specific DNA binding; protein dimerization activity. The record is from RefSeq and is a predicted model, not a curated record.